Messenger RNA from Culex pipiens pallens (northern house mosquito), 789 nucleotides. RefSeq lists its product as uncharacterized. The transcript is spliced from 3 exons. NCBI's taxonomy places the organism in Eukaryota, Metazoa, Arthropoda, Insecta, Diptera, Culicidae. Bases 1 to 789 code for a protein of 262 amino acids. The record is from RefSeq and is a predicted model, not a curated record.
AUGUCGCCCCUGCUGAGCAGCAACAAACGACAGAAAGGAUUGAACGUAAAUCGGCCACACCGAGGUGGAGUUCGCCUCGAUCAUGAACGGCGGAUACUUUUACACUCACCGGUCGUGUGCCAGCUUCUCGUUUGGCAUGGUCCUUGGCGCGGCCACGGGGACGCUCAGCAACCUGGAGGUGGUCGUAGCGCAGGCCUUAAGCAAAAAGUGCUACUUUUGCUCGCGCUAGGGGGUGAGUUUAGUGUGCAAGAUGUCCUGUCCAAAAUUGUUCUACUACCCGUGCAUCGCCGCGGCCGGUGGCUGGUGGCACUACUACGGAACGUGACGUCGAUUACGAAGUGCAGCUGGAAGUGCCGGUGCUGUCGGGUUUGUUUUGGUUGGGGUUCGCGAACGCCAGGAGGGGGCGCUUCGUCGCGAUGGCUACCAGCAGCGGGACAAGGGCUUGUGUCCAAUUUGUCAUCGAGCUUACCAGGCGGCGGCCCACCGGGAUGGUUAAGUGCAGUUGGUGUAACAAGUAUCGUCCAAGCGUCACCCCAUUUGUUGCCGAAAAAACUGACCCAGACACCAAUAUCCACGCCAAAGUCCACUCCAAAACCGGAGGAAAAGAUCAUUCCACUAGCGCUGGAAGGCAAUCACUACGUGGACGGAGUUUGCCUUAGCGAGCACAAUCUGCACCAAAUCAAAUCGCUGCAGGCCGAGUUGGCAAGCGGAAACCAAAGCUACAGCUGCAACCUCUCCCGGCAUUGGACAAGGACGACGGAAUUCUGGUCGCGAUCGAAUCAGCCGUAG